AAUCAUGUCAUCUUUCUUAAUACCAUUCAAAGUCAUGUUCUUCCUCAUACUUGUCCUGCUUCACUCUUCCUCUGUUUUUGCUUCUUCAUCCUCCAUUGCUGCACUUACAAGAGGAAAAGAAGCGGAAGCUCUUCUAAAAUGGAAAGCUAGCCUUGACAACAACACCCGAACUUUGCUCUCUUCUUUGUGGGUUGGAGACAGCCAUUGCAGUUGGGUUGGAAUUACCUGCGACAAGGCUGAAAGCAUCACCAAUCUAAGCCUUCCAGAUUAUGGGUUGAAAGGUACACUUCAUAGUCUUAAGUUCCUUUUCUUCCCUAACCUGAUGAGGCUUAACCUUUGCAACAACUCACUGUAUGGGCCCAUUCCCUCACACAUUGGGAACCUUUCCAAGCUCACCUUCCUUGACUUGUCAUACAAUAACCUUUCGGGGAAUAUUCCAUCCGAAAUUUGCUUAUUGAAAGGUCUUGAGUUGAUUUCCUUAGCAAGUAAUGAGAUCAGUGGUUCUAUCCCCGCUUCCAUAGGAAACUUGACCUACUUAUCUGUUCUCCACCUCUAUAGAAAUAUGUUUUUUGGAUCGAUACCUCAAGAAAUAGGGAUGCUUAAAUCUCUCACUGACUUUGAGUUGAGUCAUAAUAAUUUCUCUGGUUCAAUCCCUGCUUUCAUAAGAAACUUGACCAAUUUAUCCAUUCUCUACCUUCACCAUAAUAUGUUUUCUGGGUCCAUACCUCAAGAGAUAGGGAUGCUUAAAUCUCUCACUUACUUUGAGUUGGGUCGAAAUAAUUUCUCUGGUUCAAUCCCUGCUUCAAUAGGAAACUUGACUAGCUUAUCCACUCUUCACCUCUAUAAAAAUAUGUUUUGUGGGUCGAUACCUCAAGAGAUAGGGAUGCUUAAGAAGCUUACGAAAAUAUUUCUUAGCUAUAAUAAUUUAUCAGGGCCAAUUCCUUCAACGCUCGGCAAUCUUACUCCUUUGGAAGCAUUACAAUUAGCACAUAACCAUCUCAGUGGUCCAUUACCCAAAAAUUUAUGCAGGGGUGGACAACUCGCAUAUCUUUCGGUUAUCAAUAACAAUUUGACGGGUCAUAUCCAACCAACUUUGAAAAAUUGCAAAAGUUUAUACAGAGUUAGGCUUGAAGGAAACAAAUUUACAGGAAAUAUAUCAGAAGCUUUUGCUGUGUAUCCGAAUUUGAAUUAUAUUUCAUUAAGCAACAACAGAUUUUAUGGUGAGCUUUCUCCGAAGUGGGGGCAAUGUCAUAAUCUAACAAGCCUACAAAUCUCCAAUAACAACAUUUCUGGAAAGAUCCCACUAGAGUUGCAACAUGCAACUCAGUUACAGGAACUCGAACUCUCUUCAAAUCAUCUUGUUGGUGAGAUUCCCAAGGAAUUAGGAGCAUUGACAUUGAUGUUUCGUCUUCUGCUAAGUGGUAACCAACUUUCAGGCAAAAUUCCACCAGAGAUUGGAGUUCUUUCAAAUCUACAACAUCUUAACUUGGCAUCAAACAAUUUCAGUGGACCGAUUCCUAAUCAACUUGGAGACUGCUUAAAGUUAUUGGACCUGAAUUUGAGCAAGAAUAAACUUGGAGAAAGCAUUCCAUUUUCAGUAAGCUAUUUAAAUGGUCUUGAAAAUCUAGAUUUAAGUCAGAAUUUACUUACUGGGGAGAUACCACAACAGCUUGCAAAAUUACAUUCCUUAGAAAUGUUGGACCUUUCGCACAAUAUGCUGAAUGGUUCCAUCCCAAAUUCUUUUAAUGAUUUGAAAAGCUUGACUGUUGUGAAUAUAUCUUACAAUCAAUUAGAAGGCCUUAUUCCUAAUAUUAAGGCAUUUCAUGAGGCUUCAUUUGAGGCGUUAAGAAACAAUAAAGGCCUAUGUGGUAAUGCCACAGGACUAAUGCCUUGUGCUGUCGCUGCUUCUAGCAACGGUCAUAGAAAAAGCUCCAAAGUCAUCAUUUUCAUUGUGAUUCCAUUCUUUGGUCUUCUUUUUCUCUGUAUCAUGGUUGGAAGUAUCCUUAUUCUUUGCCAAAAGAACAGAACCAGAAAAUCUGAGUCAAUAGAGCCACAACUUGGAGAAUUUUUCACAUUGUGGGGAUGUAAUGGAAGAAUACUCUACGAGAACAUUAUUGAAGCCACUGAAGAUUUCAGCUCCAACAAUUACAUUGGUUCAGGAGGCUAUGGAACUGUUUAUAAAGCUGCGCUACCCAUUGGUGAGGUGGUUGCUGUGAAGAAACUUCACCAAUCUGAAGAUAGCAUGACUUCGAACAACUUGAAAGCCUUUGAAAGCGAGAUUCAUGCUUUAUCAGAAAUAAGGCAUCGUAACAUUGUGAAGCUGUAUGGCUUUUGUUCACAUCCAAAGAACUCAUUUUUGGUUUAUGAGUUUGUAGAAAGGGGAAGUUUGAGAAAGGUGUUAAGCAACAAGGAUGAGGCAAUGGAGUUGGAUUGGGAGAAGAGGAUAAAUGUUGUAAAAGGAGUGGCCAAUGCCUUGUCUUAUAUGCAUCAUGACCAUUCACCACCAAUAAUUCAUCGAGACAUUUCCAGCAACAAUGUUCUUCUGGAUUUGGACUAUGAGGCUCAUGUUUCAGAUUUCGGCACAGCUAGGCUUUUAAAGCCCGACUCUUCCAAUUGGACUUCACUUGUUGGUACUUUCGGGUACAUAGCUCCAGAGUUGGCUUAUACAAUGAAAGUGGACGAGAAAUGUGAUGUUUAUAGUUUUGGGGUGCUAACAAUGGAAAUACUUAUGGGGAGGUAUCCUGGUGAUUUGAUUUCAUGUUUGCCAUCAUCGUCAUCAGCACCGGCAUCAACUUCGACAUCGAUACCAAAUGACAACCAACUGAUUUUAUUUAAAGAUGUGAUAGACCAACGCCUCUCACCACCGGUGAGGCAAGUUGCAAAGGAUGUUGUCUCUACUACAAAGCUAGCAUUUACAUGCUUGAAUGACAGACCCCAACUUCGGCCAACCAUGCAACAAGUUGCUCAAGCUCUUACCCGUCAAUCACUUCCUUUGCCCAAUCCUUUCUCAAUCAUAAAAUUAGGAGAAUUAUGGGAUCAUGAAGUCUGCAGUGGCUAA
This is a messenger RNA of Durio zibethinus, 3058 nucleotides long. Lineage: Eukaryota; Viridiplantae; Streptophyta; Magnoliopsida; Malvales; Malvaceae. The record is from RefSeq and is a predicted model, not a curated record.